AUGGCGCCCGGCACGUGCCCGACCCGCCGUGGGCGCGGCUACGCGCGGUCACGUGCGCCAAAGGGGCGUGCUCGCGCGCAGAGCCCCCCCCGGCUGCCGCCGCCUCUCCCCCCUCGGGCCGCCCUGGGCGCCUUCAUCACCCUCAGCUUCACCCUGGGGCUGCUGGGGGGGCCCUUCCGCCACAGAACCCUGGGGCUGCUGGGGGGGCCCUUCCGCCACAGGGCGGCGCCGUCCCCGCCGUGCCGGCCCCGUUCCCACCUGGUGUUCCUGAAGACGCACAAGACGGGCGGCAGCAGCGUGCUGAACCUGCUGGCGCGGUUCGGCGAGGCCCGGCGCCUGCGCUUCGCGCUCCCGCGGCGCUACCAGUUCGGCUACCCCGCGGCCUUCCGCGCCGAGCGCGUGCGCGGCUGGGCCCGGCGCCGGAAAUUCGACAUCAUCUGCCACCACAUGCGCUUCAACCUCAGCGAGGUGCAGCGCGUGAUGCCCAACGACUCGUUCUACUUCUCCAUCGUGCGGGACCCGCUGGCGGCCGAGUCGGCCUUCUCGUACUUCCGCGCGGCGGCGCCGGCGUUCCGCAGCGCGCCGUCCCUGGCCGCGUUCCUGGCGGCGCCCUGGCGCUACUUCCGCGCGGUGCGCGGCAACCACUACGCGCGGAACCUGCAGUGGUUCGACUUCGGCCUGCCCGAGCCGGCGCACCCGGCGCAGGUCCCGGCCCUGCUGGCGGAGCUGGGCCGCGUUUUCCCGCUGGUGCUGCUGGCCGAGCGCUUCGACGAGUCGCUGGUGCUGCUGCGGCACCGCCUGUGCUGGCCGCGGGACGCCGUGGAUCUGUUCCCUCACAACUCGCGCGGCUCCGCCCGGAACCUCUCGGCCGAGCAGCUGCGGCGGCUGCGGGCGUGGAACUCGCUGGAUUGGGCGCUUUACUCGCACUUCAACCGCAGCUUCUGGCGGGAGGCCGAGCGCUUCGGGCUGGAGCGGCUGCGGAGCGAGGCGGCCGAGCUGCGGCGGCGCCGCGGGGCCCUGGCCGGGCGCUGCCUGCGGGGCGGGGGCCCCGUGCCCGCCGCGGAGAUCGCGGAGCGCGGCCUGCGCCCCUUCCAGCCGCCCGGCGCCGGCGCCAUCCUGGGCUUCGCGCUGCGCCCGGGGCUGCGCGGCGAGGAGCGGGAGCUGUGCCGGCGCCUGGCCAUGCCCGAGCUGCCCUACAAGGACCUGCUCGACCGGCUGCAAUUCGGGGACAAAACCAACAGUUCUGGGUAAAAGUAACCUUUUUUAUAUUGAAUUUUCCCCGAAAUCCUGGGAUUUGGGGCCCUUCCAGCCCCCCGGCGCCAUCCUGGGCUUCGCGCUGCGCCCGGGGCUGCGCGGCGAGGAGCGGGAGCUGUGCCGGCGACUGGCCGUGCCUGAGCUGCCCUACAAGGACCUGCUCGACCGGCUGCAAUUCGGGGACAAAACCAACAGUUCUGGGUGAGGUUAUGGAAUCUUUCUGUGGAAUUUUCCCUGAGAAAUGCAAAAAUCCCCGUGAAAUUCCGCUCAAAAUUGGCCAUUUUGGGGCUGGAAUCGUCCCCCGUGCCUCAGUUCCCCGUUGGCUAAAAGCCCUGAAAUUUGGGAAAUUUUCCCAUGGAUUUGUUGCUCUUUACCUCCAAAUUCCAGGAAUUUGGGGAUCUUUCCUAUGGAUUUAAUCCUUUUUAGCCCCAAAAUUUGGGAUUUGAGCCCCAAAAUUCCAAGGAUUUUGGGAAUUUUCCUGUGGAACUGCUCUGUGCCUCAGUUUACCUCUCAAAGGUACAAAACCCCCCCAAAUUCCAGGAAUUUGGGAAUUUCCUCAUCGGGAAUCCUCCCGUGCCUCAGUUUCCCUCCCAGAUCACGGUACAAGCCCCAGAAUUCCAGGAAUUUUGGGAAUUUUUUUAUUUUAACUGCUCCGUGCCUCAGUUUCCCUGUGGAAGGUACAAAAAUCCCGGCAGGAAUUUGGGGAAUUUGAGGAAUUUUCUCCCUCUGGAACCACUCCGUGCCUCAGUUUCCCCUCCCCCGGGACAGGUACGACCCUUCCUCCCCUUUUUUUCCUUAAAUCCCGGCGGGAAUUUCGGAAUUUUUAAAAAAUUUUGAGAACUUUCGCCGUGGCAUCGCCGCGUGCUUCGCUUUACUUUGUACAUAUAAUAAACGCUUGCUGAUUGGCUUGGCCCGCUGUCAA
Molecule: messenger RNA, 2176 nt
Organism: Melospiza melodia melodia
Lineage: Eukaryota; Metazoa; Chordata; Aves; Passeriformes; Passerellidae
Product: galactose-3-O-sulfotransferase 4-like
Biological process (GO): glycolipid biosynthetic process
Cellular component (GO): membrane
Molecular function (GO): galactosylceramide sulfotransferase activity
Source: RefSeq, a predicted model, not a curated record